Messenger RNA from Phlebotomus papatasi, 2326 nucleotides. Its product is annotated as kinesin-like protein KIF12. NCBI's taxonomy places the organism in Eukaryota, Metazoa, Arthropoda, Insecta, Diptera, Psychodidae. The coding region runs from base 455 to 2104 and encodes 549 amino acids. The transcript is spliced from 6 exons. Gene Ontology annotation, biological process: microtubule-based movement. Gene Ontology annotation, molecular function: microtubule motor activity; microtubule binding; ATP binding. The record is from RefSeq and is a predicted model, not a curated record.
AUUUUCCGUUCUGUUUUUUUUUUUGGCAAUGAACUUCACAGUUUGGCGCCAAUACUCCUCAACAGUGUUUCAGUGAUACAUUUCCCGAGUCGAAAGGAUAUAACGAGGAAAAGUGCGAAAAGUGAAUGAAUUCCACAAGUUGUGUUUUCCUCCUAAUGAAAAUUGUGAAAAUCAUAAAAAAAGCAAAUACGUGAGGACGAGUUGAAAAAAACGGGGAAAAAUGAAGAUCGAUAUCCUAGCUCUUUUACCAAGCCAGAUGAGUGAAAAAUGUAACUUAACUAAAUGAAAAUCAACCUUACAAUUGAUCCAAAGGAGUAUCCUCAUCAAUUUUUCACGCCAACUUGUCUCACUGAUUCCUUCUUCUUCCUCACCUUAGCUCCUCUAAUGCGCUUUGACCUUUUAACUUUGGCGAGUAUUUUGCAUUUUCUCCAAACACCAACAAACAGACAAACACAUGGAAUACUCUAGCACGGGAAUGAAGUCAAAAGGAAAUCCCUCACCAAUUUCUGAGGAUAAUUUCAAUGUUGUGGUCCGUGUUAGACCACUCCUUAGCAAAGAAGUCGAAACUAAGGAUCCGAUGGUGAUACAAUUCCCAGGAAAUGGACAAAUUUAUUGUGAAUGCUCGAGCGGUGGAAGCAGUGCUGGAAGCACGGGCAGUAGUGCCCAGAGACCCAAACUCUUCUCCUACAACGUUGUCUUCGAAACAGGUGCCACUCAAGAGGAUAUACUUCAGUAUUCUGGCAUUAAACGUCUGAUUGCAAUGGCUGUUGAAGGAUUCAGUUGCACAGCUUUCUGCUAUGGUCAGACGACAUCGGGGAAAACCCACACCCUCACCGGACCUCCUGAACUAUUUAUUCGUCGACCAGAUCCAACAGAUGAAAGACAUGGGCUCAUUUUCCGCUCCUUCGUGUACCUCUUUCAAUUGCUGCAGGAGAAGAAGGACACUAAUUUUGUCCUCAAAGCUUCCUUCUUGGAGAUCUACAAUGAGAAAGUGAUUGAUCUCCUAAAUCCAGGAUCAGCCAGAAAACCUUUAGCUGUUCGGUGGAGCAAGAAGUCACGGGGCUUUUUCGUGGAGAACCUCUUUACCGUAGACUGUGAACAAUUGGAUGACCUUCUGGCUGUACUAGAGGAGGGAAUGCGCAAUAGAUCUGUGGGAUCUCACAGCAUGAAUGAGCACUCUUCGAGAAGCCAUACUAUCCUAACUGUGUAUAUAACUUCGGAGCAGCAAGCUGAACGAGGGGUGUUUCUUUCGAAGCAGGGAAAACUGAAUUUUGUGGACUUGGCAGGAAGUGAAAUGACCAAAAAGACCAAAAGUGAAGGGAAAACACUUGAGGAAGCCAACAAUAUCAACAACAGCCUUAUGGUUUUGGGAUACUGUAUCUCAUCCCUGAGCGAUCCGAAGAAGAAACACGGACACAUCCCCUAUCGAGACAGCAAACUCACUAAACUUCUAGCAGAUAGUCUGGCGGGAAAUGGAGUAGCCCUCAUGAUUGCCUGCAUUUCACCAGCACGAUCCAAUCUCUCAGAAACACUCAGCACUUUGAGGUAUGCUGCACGUGCAAAAAAGAUCCGGACUAAACCGUUGAUAGUUAUGGAUCCGAGAGAAGCAAUGAUUCUUAGCCUUAAACGGGAAAUCGACACACUUCAGCAGGAAAAUGAACAUCUUAGAACAGCACUGUACGUGGAGACCGAAAAGAAAUUUGACUCAAAGAGCGGCAGUAGUACAGCUUCUGCAAAUUCAACUUCUGUUUCAGCGCCCAUCAUGAAUCUUGAUGAGAAGCAGGUGACUGAAUUGGAUGGGACUCAACUGGUGGAACUGGUUAAACUCUACAUGCUAGAGAAUCAAUCUCUGAGAACUGAAAACUCCGAACUCUAUACAGUGAGGGAUAUGAUACUACGGGAUCAGGAGAUUGUCUGUCGAGAGAAUGAGAGACUCCUCAAAAAGCUUGAAGACGUUAAUUCAGUCUGCUGCAGAUCUCCAAUUAUUCCCGCUAGACCAACAUUCUCAGCAGAAAUCCUCAAUAUGUCCACUGGAAGUGACCCAGAGCAGCCCAAUAUUUGGAUUGCGCCAUCCGGCACUCAAGAAAACCCCUCAACAUUUUAAUUCUAGUCAAUUUUUCUAAAAGCCCUCAAUGGCGUCAUCAAUAGAGAGUAUUUUCACGCAAAUUAAGACACGAAGACCCCUUCCUCCCGUGACAAAGUGAUAAAUGUGAGGCUCUUCGUAAACAUUGUAAAUGAAUAUAUUUUAGGGAAAAAUUUACACGUAGAGAAAAUUUUAUUGAAUAAAGUGGUUUCCAUGGAAAUGCUUUUGGUUCCAAACAAACCA